Molecule: messenger RNA, 1053 nt
Organism: Alternaria arbusti
Lineage: Eukaryota; Fungi; Ascomycota; Dothideomycetes; Pleosporales; Pleosporaceae
Exons: 7
Coding region: 1-1053 (350 amino acids)
Source: RefSeq, a predicted model, not a curated record
AUGGCAAGCCAGAACUCCAACCCCAACGCAGACCCCGUCUUCUUCGGUGGUAUAGAAGUCGACAUCACUCAAUUCGAUUUCAGCGACCAUACUUCGAAGGUCAACAGUCUUACGAUAACAUGCGCAGUCUUCAUCGCUCUGGUGGUGUUGACUGUCGGUCUCCGCCUCUUCGCAAGAGCGAAAUACGUCGGCCAUAUCUUCAUAGACGAUUUCCUUAUCAUUUGCGCCGCCGUCUUCACUGUUGCUCUGGCUGCAGUGUGUAUCGCUGCAACCCAAUAUGGCCUCGGGCGACACAUCUGGCUCCUACCCAUGUUGACGCUCUUCGACACUUUGAAGGACUGUAUAUUGUAUCUCUUCAUCUGCCAAAUCCUAUACGCCUUUGCUAUUGCGUUGACGAAGAUCGCCAUCAUAUCAUCGUACCUGCGUUUCAUCCACGACAAGACCUUCCGCAUCUGGAUGUACGCGAUAUCUGUGUGCAUUGUCGGUCUAUGGAUUUCAGGAAUCUUCGUCACCAUCUUCCAAUGCCGUCCGGUUCAAGGAGCGUGGAAUUUCACCCUCGAACCAGUGUGCGUCGACUACGUCACCUAUCUAUACGCCAGCUCCGCCGUUAAUGUCGCGACGGAUCUUCUCCUUUGCGCGUUACCUAUACCUCAUAUUUGGAGGCUGAACAUGCCAAAAAGGCAACGAAUCGUUCUAUGUGUGCUACUGGCAGGAGGUGCAAGCGCAAGCAUAUUGGGCAUUGUCCGUAUUGCCUUCUUGGACCGUUUACGCGUCCUGGAUGUUACCUAUCAGAGCGUCGAGUGCGUCAUCAUGUCAGUAGGCGAGUGCAGUCUGGGAAUCAUCUCCGUCAGCAUUGCUGCUCUUCGUCCAAUGGCACGGCAGUUCUUCCCUAACGCGAUGCGAAACUCUCCCUCUUCCUCGUCCAAGCCACGCGAAGCAGGACACGUUCGCCUCGAACACAUACCCUCAAGCCAGGACAAGGAUCAGUUCACAUCGGACAGCAAACAUGAUCUGUCAGGUUCAUACGGAUCGCAUACACAAGUCUCCUGUUAG